UUCAGUCUGGAUUCUUCAUGAUUUUUUUUAGCAUUGAUGCCACAGAUGCCAAUUGUUACGGAAGGUACGUCAAUGACAGCAUCACAAAUAGAAAGGCCAACUUUGUUAUGAAGGCAUUGUAUUUCGGUGGAAACACACACUCGUGCUUGUUUGACAAAAGAGAGAUUUCCUCAGAGGAAGAGCUCACUUACUACUAUGGACCUACAGAUGAAAACAUGUACUGGAGAAAGAGAGUGUUGAUGUCGAGCCGGUCGCAGAUCAUGGUGGGGCACAACUUUCUGCUGAGGGUGUUGGUACUGAUGAAAAGCAUCAGCAAGAGAGUGUUGAUGUCGAGCCGGUCACAGAUCAUGGUGGGGCACAACUAUCUGCUGAGGGUGCUAGUACUGAAUGUGGUGAAACACCCAAUCCAGAUGAAAAGCAUCAGCAAGGCUGCAGGGGCAGCACUGUUACCCGUUUCUAAAGAAGUGAAUAUGGUGUUCAAAGAGUGUGUGCUUGAUAAAGUGCACAGUGACACUGUAUCGCUCGUUGUAAGAAAUGAUGACCUCAUUGUACAGUAUGGUUGCAGAUUGUUCAACAAAUGUGCAAGCAAUGUUCAUCAGUAUCAAUAUGUGAGACAGAAGAUGAGAGAGCUUGGUCGAUUCCUCUUGUGUGCAAGAGAAACAAAGAAGGGUAUUGUUACUCUUUCUGACUGUAUUAAGCCUCAGUUGUUUAAUGAGGUCAUUGCAAGUGAGCAGCGAGCAUCACAAUUCACAGAUGACAAAUGUUCAUUUGGAAUUCCAUCUUUGGCUCUAAAGCUGGGGCAUUCACUCAGAAAAUGUUCCAAAAUUGUCAAUGCAUCAGCUCUCAAAUCUCAGGAUGAGACAAGGCAACCAGAAGCCAAGGCUUUCUUGGAACUCUGUGAAUGUGAAUGGGACAGUGCCAGUUCGAGUGUUGCUUUACAAACCCUCCAGAAGUGGAGAUUUAAUGCACCCAAAAGAAUACCACUUGCUGAGGACAUCAGGAAGAUGAAUGAACACCUGGAAGAGGCUGGUGAUACGUUGCUCAAAUUGAUCAUAUCAUGUCCAUCUCAAGAUACCUGGCGAAAUCUGGCAGAAGUUGUCCUGGCACAAGUAGUCCUUUUCAACAGAAGAGGAGGAGAGACUGAAAGAAUGGAACUGAAACACUAUACUGGUAGAAUGACAGCCAGAAGUGAUUUGCAUGAAGAAGUAGCUUUGUCACUAUCAUCAUUUGAGUGAAAGCUUACCAGUACAAUGAGUCGUGUAGAGAUAAGAGGAAAGAGGAAGAACUGUGGCAGUACUGCUGCCUGACAGUCACAAGGCAAGGAUUGACUGUCUGAACAAAUAUCGGAAUGUUUGCAA
Haliotis rubra (blacklip abalone) is the source of this 1358-nucleotide messenger RNA. RefSeq lists its product as uncharacterized. The record is from RefSeq and is a predicted model, not a curated record. NCBI's taxonomy places the organism in Eukaryota, Metazoa, Mollusca, Gastropoda, Lepetellida, Haliotidae. The coding region runs from base 18 to 1235 and encodes 405 amino acids. The transcript has 4 exons.